This is a messenger RNA of Bufo bufo (common toad), 904 nucleotides long. RefSeq names its product dual specificity phosphatase 29 (gene DUSP29). Lineage: Eukaryota; Metazoa; Chordata; Amphibia; Anura; Bufonidae. Gene Ontology annotation, biological process: protein dephosphorylation; negative regulation of MAPK cascade. The record is from RefSeq and is a predicted model, not a curated record. Gene Ontology annotation, cellular component: cytoplasm. Gene Ontology annotation, molecular function: protein tyrosine/serine/threonine phosphatase activity; MAP kinase phosphatase activity. The transcript has 4 exons. Bases 62 to 715 code for a protein of 217 amino acids.
AGAGUGGCUCAGUCACACUGGGGUCUGCAGAGCACUCAGAGACCACAGGAACAGUACGUCUAUGCCAGUUGCCCAAUCAAGAAUGCCUGCUGACACAGCUAGCCGUAAGAAGACUAAUGCAUAUGCAGCAGUGGCUGUGGAUCCAGAUACUGGAUAUAGCACUCCUGGGGCAUUUGAGUUAGAGAGACUAUUUUGGCAUGGAGCAGCCAAAUACACCCAUGUAAAUGAAGUUUUCCCCAACUUGUACAUUGGAGACGAGAAAACUGCAUUAGAACGCUAUGGUUUGGAGAAAAAUGGCUUCACUCACAUUCUCAAUGCUGCACAUGGGCGCUGGAAUGUGGACACAGGAGCAGAGUAUUACAGUGAUAUGGACGUGGAGUAUUAUGGGGUGGAAGCAACAGAUCUACCCAGUUUUGACUUAAGUCAGUUUUUUCACCCUGCAGCUGAAUUCAUUCACAAGGCACUAAGCAAGUCAAAUAGUAAAGUUUUAGUCCACUGUGCUAUGGGUCGGAGCCGCUCUGCCUCUCUCGUUCUGGCUUACCUGAUGAUUUAUGAAAAAAUGACAGUUGUUGAUGCAAUUGCACAAGUCCUUAAACAUCGUUGUAUACUUCCUAACCGGGGUUUUCUCAAGCAGUUACGGCAGCUAGACAUUCAACUGGCCUUAGAGAGGCGAGCUGCACGGGAUGCUGAAAAUGGUUUUGACAAGAAUGAAUGACGGUGAUAAAACAGGGAACUAACCAAGAAUACAAUUUGUGAUGGAAAUCUCAUACACCACAACUUCAGCUUAGUUUCUGCUUUGAUCUUGUGCUGUAAAAAUCUGCUUCUGUCAUUCAGCUUGUGACCUCUAGUACCCUCAUCUACGGAUUUGGCUAUAGUUCCUUUUCUCUUUUGUCACUCUGGUUCA